AUGGAGGUUAAAGAAAAGAAAAAGACAAAGAGAAAGCAAGCGCACCAAAAUACAUACGCUUUCAGACACAACCCGAAUUCAAUGCUAACCAAAGAAAUAGCAGCAAUAAAGAUAUUCGGACUAUGCAGAAGAUGUAAUGAAAAGAUCGAAUGGAGAAAGAAGUACAGAAAGUAUAAAAUACAAACUCAUGUGUCGCGAUGCACUGUCUGUCUAAAUAAAAGCAUAACCACCGCAUACAACAUAGUCUGUGAACCAUGCGGCGAGGGAAAGAAAAUCUGUCGAAUAUGCAGAGUUGGUUUAUGCUUUGAGACAUGUGCGCCACUAGAACAAGUAUUAGAGAAGAAAAAAGAGAGCGCCACCAUCUCUACUCCGGAAAGUAACAAUAUAGACUUAGAGGUAAAUGUGUCAUGUGAUGAAGAAAGUGCAGUGAGCAUAGACCAGAGCGAAAUAGAUACAGAUCAGAGUGAAUUAGAACAAGAGACUUUAUAAUAAUCUAAGAAAAUUUCAAGUGAAAAGAAGUGCUCUAGUAUAAAUUAGAAUAUAUUUACAUAGAUAAUUACACAGGCUACCCAAACCAAACAUAUUUGUGCACCG
Messenger RNA from Nematocida parisii ERTm1, 594 nucleotides. RefSeq lists its product as uncharacterized. The transcript has a single exon. NCBI's taxonomy places the organism in Eukaryota, Fungi, Microsporidia. The coding region runs from base 1 to 489 and encodes 162 amino acids. The record is from RefSeq and is a predicted model, not a curated record.